GGCUGGCGGCGGGACAUUCGAAUCCAGAGUAAACACGGGAGAAGAACGGAGACCAAACCUGGCGGACAUGGGGACCAGAGCCGGGCCGGCCACCAACGGCUAUGAGCGCCUCACGGCGGAUGAGAUGGACGAGCAGCGGCGGCAGAAUGUCGCUUAUCAGUACCUGUGUCACCUGGAGGAGGCAAAGCGCUGGAUGGAGUCCUGUCUGAACGAGGAGCUGCCGCCCCCUACCGAGCUGGAGGAGAGCUUGCGCAAUGGCGUCCUCCUCGCCAAGCUGGGGAGUUUCUUUGCGCCGGAGAUCGUACCGCUGAAAAAAAUCUACGACGGCGAUCAGCUGCGUUAUCAGGCAGCUGGCCUUCAUUUUCGGCACACGGAUAACAUCAACCACUGGCGCCACGCAAUGAGCCACAUCGGUCUGCCCACGCUUUUCCAGCCGGAGACGACGGACAUCUACGACAAGAAGAAUAUGCCCCGCGUGGUCUACUGUAUUCACGCCCUCAGUUUGUAUCUCUUUAAGCUGGGGCUGGCUCCUCAGAUUCAAGAUUUAUACGGGAAAGUGAACUUUACAGAGGAGGAAAUCAGCCACAUGAAAAGUGAGCUGGACAAGUAUGGGUUACAGAUGCCGGCCUUCAGCAAAAUCGGGGGGAUCCUGGCCAACGAGCUGUCCGUGGACGAAGCGGCAGUGCAUGCAGCGGUCAUUGCCAUCAAUGAAGCGGUGGAGAGAGGAGCGGUGCCGGACACCAUGGCCGCCCUGCGGAACCCCAACGCCAUGCUGGCGAACCUUCAGGAGAAGCUGGCGGCAGUGUACCAAGAACUCCUCCACCAAGCCAAGGCAACCAAGGUGGCAAAUGCCCGCCAGAAGGUUCUGCAGGACCCGUCGGACAGUCAGGACAUCUACGACCACUGCUUGACGCAAGCCGAAAUCCAGGGGAACGUUAACAAAGUGAACGUGCACGCAGCUCUGGAGUACGUGGAUGAAGCGCUGGAGAGGAAGGAUGCGAGGAGCCUGUACGCCGCGUUGCAAGACUCCGCCCUCUUACUGCGCAGACUGCAGCGGGAGAACUCCGACUGGUACUUGGAGCAGCUGACCAUUGACCGCGAGCAGAAAGCCCUUGAGCUGGGCUGCGUGGAUCUGCUGGAGAAGGAGGAGCUACAAGCCGGAGUGGACGCAGCCAAUCAGAAUGCAGUCAGAGAGCAUGCCAUGCAGCAGGCUGUCUCCCGUGUUAACGCCGCCAUCCGGAACGGAAACGCCGCACUGACCGCGAAAGAGCUGGCCAGCCCGGACGCGCAGCUGCCGGACGUCUUCCCCUUCGCGGCAGAUCUGUACCAGCAGGAACUCUCCACUCUCCAGGGGCAGAGUCCGCGAGGUUCCCUGGUGCAGGAGGAGCUGUUUGUGGCCGUGGAGAUGCUGUCUGCCGUGGCCCUCGUGAACCGGGCCCUAGAGGCCGGGGACCUGAAUACGUUCUGGGCGGCCCUGGUGAGCGCCGCACUAGGCCUGUCUGAUGUGGAUGAGGACAACAUUCAGAGAUACUUCAAUAAACUGUGUAAGCGGAAGCGGCGGUCUCAGGGUGGGUGUGGCUUCCUCAGCUGGAACGAUCUGCAGUCCUGUGUCAAUAACACUAACGACUCCAUACAAGAGGAGCAUGACCAAAUCCUGGCGGUCAGCCUCAUUAACGAAGCGCUUGAACAGAAUGACCCCCAGAAAACCUUCACCGCCUUGCUCCUGCCAGCGGCUGCCCUCACCGACGUCACCCUCCCAAUAGCCAGCCUCUACCACCAGAUCCUCACCAGCGACCUGCGGCACAAAAAGGAGGUGACCCGGGAUGACUCCGCGGUUCUGUGGUUGGAGGAGAUACAGAGAGGAGUGUCUCAGGCAAAUCAGGAAAAUACAAGAGCCCGGAGAAUGGCUCUGGGCAUAGCGGCCAUCAACCAAUCCAUAAAGGAAGGAAGACCCUCUCAAACCCUGCGGGUGUUACGGAACCCGGAUGCUUUGCUCUGCGGGGUGGUGUCGGACUGCGCCGAUGGAUAUCAAUCUGAACUUGCCGCAAUCAUGAACGGCAAACGCAAGAGAGGCGAUGCAGCCAAUUAUUGGCUGAGGCACAAGGUAAAGGACAGAGGUGACUAUUACUUCCACCUGCGCUCCUUCGAGGGGUCGUGGGAACAACCGCCAGGCUUCAGUCCCAGCAACACGCACCUGUCCCGGGAGGAAAUCCAGUCCACAAUUCAGAAAGUGACAAGCGGCUUCCGGCGGGAGAAGCAGUGGGAGGCCAGCGUGGACAUGCUGGUGAGGCUGCAGGCGCACAUGAGAGGCUACCUGGUGCGCGGGAACUUCACCGAGAGGAAGGAUCUCCUGCACAAGCAAGUGCCCGCCGUCACCGCGAUCCAGGCGCAGUGGAGGGGGUAUAGGCAGCGACAGGCGUAUCUACAGAGGCUCCGAUAUCUACACAGGAACGUAGCGGCUGUCAUCAAGAUCCAGUCACUGGUGAGGAUGUGGCUCGCCAGAAAGAAAUAUCGAGAGAGGCUUAGAUAUUUCCGGAGGAACAUCGCCAGCGUUAUAAAGAUCCAGGCCUUCUUCCGAGCCAGCAAGGCCAGAGGGGACUACAGGAUGCUGGUUCACGCCAAAAACCCCCCGCUCAGCACCCUGCGGAAGUUUGCCCACUUACUGGAGCAGAGUGAACGUGACUUUUGGGAGGAGAGGGAAGUGAUGAAGCUGCGGGAGGAGGUGGUGAAGAAAAUCCGAUCAAAUCAACGGCUGGAGAACGACCUCAAUAUGAUGGACAUCAAGAUCGGCCUGUUGGUGAAGAAUCGGAUCACCUUGCAGGAAGUCGUGUCCCAUUGCAAGAAGCUCACCAAGAAAAACAAGGAGCAGCUGUCGGACCUGAUGGCCCUCGACAAGCAGAAAGGGUUAAAGUCUCUGAGCAAGGAGAAGCGGCAAAAGCUUGAGGCAUACCAGCACCUCUUCUACCUGUUACAGACGAACCCCGAGUACAUGGCCAGGCUGAUCUUCCAGAUGCCUCAGAACAAAUCCACCAAGUUCAUGGAAUCUGUAACCUUCACCCUCUACAACUACGCUUCUGAUCGCCGGGAAGCUUACCUGCUCCUCAGGCUCUUCCAUACAGCUCUGCAGGAGGAGAUCACCUCCAAAGUAGACCGAAUCCAAGACAUCAUAACUGGGAACCCUACAGUCAUCCGCCUGCUGGUCAGCUUCUACCGCAGCGCCCGCGGCCAGAACGCCUUACGCCAGAUACUUGGGAACAUGGUGAAGGAGGUUUUACAGGACAAAACCAUCAAUAUUCGCAUCAGUCCAGUCGAAAUCUAUAAGAGUUGGGUGAAUCAAGUGGAGUCUCAGACCGGAAAAAAGAGCACGCUCCCAUAUGACGUCACUCCAGAGCAGGCGCUCACCCACUCCGAGGUUCAGAGGCGUCUUGAUAUCUCUACCAGGAACCUCAUUUCUGUGACUGACAAGUUUUUCUCCACCAUCUUUGCCAAUGUUGACCAGAUACCUUACGGCAUGCGUUAUAUCGGUAAGGUGCUGAAAAAUUCUCUAAGCCAAAAAUUCCCAAGGGCAAGAGAAGAGGAUAUCCAUAAGAUUGUGGGUAACUUGCUCUACUACCGCUUUAUGAACCCGGCCGUGGUGGCUCCUGAUGCUUUUGACAUAGUGGACAUGUCAGCGGGUGGGACUAUUCAUCCAGAUCAAAGACGGACAUUGGGCUCCAUCGCCAAGGUUCUUCAGCAUGUGGCUGCCAAUAGGUUGUUUGAGGAUUCCCACCUGGGACUCGUCAACCAGUAUCUGGCUGAGACGCACUGGAAGUUUAGGAAGUUCAUCCUCACAGCUUGUAAUGUCCCGGAACCAGAGGAGCGAUUCAAUAUAGAUGAGUACUCUGAAAUGGUCAACACCAUUAAACCAGUCAUAUACAUAACAGUUGGGGAGCUGAUAGACACACACAAGUUGUUGUUAGAGCACCAAGAUGCCAUUGCUCCAGACCAUAAAGAUCCAAUUCAUGAACUCCUUGAAGACCUGGGAGAGCUUCCUACGGUCCAGUCCUUGAUCGGAGAAAGCACUUCCAACCUACAUGACGUGGCCUCAGAACAAGCUUUGGCCCAGCUCCGCAAGCUGGAGAUGUCUCUAACUCUUACUAACAAGUUUGAUAUGGUUGGGACCAAUGCAGAAGAGAUGGACACUCACAGCCUACUGCUCAGUACCAAGCACAUGUUGGUGGACAUCAUCCAGUCCCAGCCUGGAGAUUCUCUGGUGGAAGUUCUGAACAACUCCGCCUCAGCGCAGCAGGAGGCAUCCCACUACCACCUAAUGCACCAAAGAGCUGUCAGAGAUGCCCAGACCCCCGAGAAGAUGAAGCGCCAUCGAUCUCUGCUGGGCAACAGUAAACUAUCGAUUGAGGACAAGAAACGCAAGGUCAUCCGCAACCUGCGCAAACUGGAGAGCCUGGGACUGGUGUCCUCCCAUAACCAUUACCAAGAAAUAAUCGACAUGAUUGCUAAGGAUAUUCGGAACCAGAGGAGAUAUCGUCAGCACAGGAAGGCCGAGUUGGUGAAGCUACGUCAGACCAUGCAAAGGCUGCAAUGCAAGACUGCCUUCCAUGAAGAACAGAUCGACUUCUACAACCAAUACAUCAAAACCUGCCUGGACAACCUCACUGCCAACCAGAAACCGACAGGGAAAAAUAAGAAGCAGAACUCUCUGAACUACACGGCGACCAGACUGCACGAGAAGGGCGUCCUACUGGAGAUAGAAGACCUUCCGUUCAGCCAAUUCCGUAACGUCAUUUUUGACAUAACCCCCUGUGAGGAGCCCGGGAAGUUUCAAGUGAAGACCAAGUUUUUGGGUGUUGACAUGGAAAAAUUCCAGCUUCAUUAUCAGGACCUCCUCCAGCUGCAGUACGAAGGAGUCGCUGUCAUGAAGAUGUUCGAUAAAGCCAAGGUGAACGUCAACCUGCUCAUCUUCCUGCUGAACAAGAAGUUCUUCCGCAAGACCUGAGCUCCGGCCUCGUCUUUCUGCCUCCAUUAGUCCUCGCACGCCGCGUUUCGCCUGUGUGACAACCGCUCUCUUGUGGCCAAAAGGGAACUGCGGCUGUAACGAUUGCACUUCCAUGCAUGAAUCACGUUCGCUUCCUAAUUAAUAUCAAUGCUGCAGAUUAUUAACCUGAACGCUGCUUUAUGUUUCCGUGGAAACGUUAAGGAACCGGCUGCACCUUGAGCUCUGCACCGCAGCCCCGUGGUAGUGUCGGACAGAAGAAAUCAUCUCGUCAGCGAUUUGUGCAAUAUUGUGACUUUUUUACUACACGGCUGCACUGAUUUAUGGUCAAAAGGGCCGGGGCUGAUUAACCCUUUGUCCUCCAUGACAUGGCGUCGCCAUCCUCUGCACUCUCCUUAGGUCACACGUGUGUUGUCUGCACUUAUUAACAAGGAACCUCAUCUAUCAACCACUUGACUUUUUCCAAAGACUGCAGGAGAACUAAUGGUUAAUUGCUUUGAGUGACCUAGAACACUAGAAUCAUAGCUGAGCGGCAUUUAAAGGGUUACCUGGGAUGACCGAAUUGAUGGUCUAGCCUUACAGUAGGCGGUCUUUAGAAUAUCACUGUGGGUCUCGCUCCUGCCUCCCCGGCAGAUGAAGGGGCAUCUUUAUUGGUUAGCAGACACAGCGCCAUACUUCUAGUGGCCGUGCCUGGUACUGCAGCUAAUCUCCAUUCCUUGGAGUGUGCUGCAAUACCAGGCACGGCCACUAAGAGAAGCAUGGCGCUGUG
Messenger RNA from Bufo bufo (common toad), 5762 nucleotides. RefSeq names its product IQ motif containing GTPase activating protein 3 (gene IQGAP3). The coding region runs from base 68 to 4996 and encodes 1642 amino acids. Lineage: Eukaryota; Metazoa; Chordata; Amphibia; Anura; Bufonidae. The transcript is spliced from 38 exons. Gene Ontology annotation, cellular component: cytoplasm. Gene Ontology annotation, biological process: regulation of GTPase activity; regulation of actin cytoskeleton organization. Gene Ontology annotation, molecular function: calmodulin binding; GTPase activator activity; actin filament binding. The record is from RefSeq and is a predicted model, not a curated record.